ACGCACCGCCCUCCUGGAACUACAUUUCCCGACAGGACGCUGGCGCGCGCACGCGCACCGGGGCCUCCACCAUGGCGACAGUGCUGUCCAGGGCACUUAAGCUCCCGGGGAAGAAGAGCCCAGACCUCAGCGAGUAUGACCCCCUCACGCAGGCCGACAGUGACGAGAGUGAAGAUGAUCUCGUGCUGGACUUGCAGCAGAAGAAUGGAGGGGUCAAGAAUGGGAAGAGUCCUCUGGGGGAAGCCCCAGAGCCCGACUCCGAUGCUGACCUUGCAGGGGCUGCAAAGCCUCACCUUUCCGAGGUCAUCACGGAGGGGUACCCCUCGGAAGCCCUCGGAGGCCUGGAGCCGAAGGCAGCUUCCUCCCUCGUGUCCUACAUACGCACAUCUGUGUUUCUGCUGACUUUGGUGAUCUCAAUGAUCCUGGUGCUCGUGUGUGCUUUCCUGAUCCCCUGCCCGCCCAGGGAUCUGCACAGCACUUGGAGCCGCCGCCUGCACCCCCAGGGAGGUGGGGACCUGUCUCCUUUGGAGUUGGCCGAUGUGAACGGCGAUGGCCUGCGUGAUGUACUUCUCUCCUUUGUAACUGCAAGGAAUGGGAGUGCAGUCGGUGUCUCAAGGCCAACUGCUGUUCUCGUGUGCCUUUCGGGGAUGAAUGGCAGCACACUCUGGUCUAGUCCCCUCCCUGAGGAGGCUCGAGAUAUUACAUGUUUGGACCUGCUGCCAGGAAGCAUGGCUGGGACCAUCUGCCUUGUGACAGGGACACACAAGAUGUUCAGUGCAUUCAACGCGACAGCAGGGAAGACUAUCUGGACUUUAAACCCGAACUACUUAGCCAACAGUACCCUGGCUGCCCCAGGGGUGGUGCUGCCGGACGUGGAUGAAGACGGCGUUCGAGAUCUUGUGGUUCUGGCUGUUGGGGAAUCACAGCAAGAUUUGUGCUUUCUGCUGGUGUCUGGCCGGACAGGGAGGCCAGUAGGCCGAGCUGUGAAGUACAGCAUCGUAGGAGAGGGGAAUCUGAUCGGUCCUCAGGUUUACAUCACCGCAAAUGGAGCUGUCUACAUCCUGUUUGGACUUGGAAAUAUCCAAGCUGCCGCCCUGCGGGACAUUUUUGUUCAGGCCCAAAAUCGGGACAGCUCACCACCUUCUCUACAGAGAGAAGAGCCGGAGUGGGAAAAGCGAAGAUCUGUCAACCUGUCUGAACUGAUUGACAUUUACAGCGAUGGUGUCGAGCAGCUCCAGAUGGUAAAGGCACCGGAUUCCAACUGCAGCAGCCUCCUGAUUACCACCCGACAGUCCCUGGUCCUGCUUCGAGGGCAGACGCUCACGCCAUACUGGACACUGAGACUUCGCGGUCUACACAGCCAGCCUACUCCUGGAUAUUUCACUGAUGAUCAGGUGUUAGACUUCCUUCUGCAGAUGGAGGAUGGAGUUGGGAUGAAAAAGGUGAUGGUGGUGGACGGGCACUCUGGCUCUGUUACUUGGAAUCACAGUGUUCCCUGUCACAUGAAACAGACACCAACCUCCUCAGCGGUUACUUCAGACCAGAAGUCUGUCUUCCUCUUUUGGGCUGAGGGGCUGUCAGCCACGUCUCCCAAUUCCGAUGUCAUCCCAGGAAUGGAGCCAUCCAGCCUUUACCACCUUUACCUCCUGCAUCCAGCGUUCCCUUCCAUUCUUCUGGAUCUGGCCAAUGCCACAGGCACAGUCACAGCUUCAGAGGUUGGAAUUAACGACCUCUGGAAAGAUGCCUUUUAUGUUACCAGGACAACGGGGCCCAGCUCCAAGGGCCACCCAGCACCCCUGGUGGUCAGCAAGCUUAGUCUACGGUGGGCACUGAUGGAGGGCCAGAUGGUCCAGCUAAAGGAGACCACCCCCAAAAUUGGCCGUGGGGAGCUGCGAAGAUUUCUCUCUCGAAUCAAGUUUGUUGAUUCUCCCGCGCAGAUCUAGUCUGAUGGAAUCUUCAGUUGGAGCAGAAGUGAACAGAAUGGAUACUGUCCCUCCCCUGUGAGUGCAAAAUCAGUUCUUCGGAGAGAAGGAAGAUGUCUUCGCCUCACCUCACCACCUCCGUGGGUGCUGCAGAGCACUGUGGAAGGCACUCCGGCGCUCUGACGGCGUGAGCCGUGUGGUCGGGGUACUUCACCUACUUUUUCAGUCUGUGCAUUAACCCCCUCCACCAGGUACUUUGUAGAUAACGUGGAAAUGUGAAUCUUAUGUUUAUUUUUUUGUAUGUCUAAUUUAUAAACUCUUUCUUGGAAAUUCUAGUGAAGUUCACUGGAACAUUUUGUUUUGCAUUAUGCCAUGUGUGUAUUUUUUCAGCAUUGUGAUGAAAUGUUUUCUAGAUGUGUCCCGAGCUCCAGGGACCCAGUUUCUUGUCCUAAAAUACAUCUGGUUUGUUUGAUCACCUUAAAGCUUCCACAUGGCCUCCAUCUGAUUUUUAGGGCCACUCAUCAUUUCUCUCCUCUCCCCCCGCCUGUUCCUCGGCUGCUUCCCAACCUUCGCAGCAGAGAAACACUGAGAGCGGGAGACCGAACCAGCUGCUAAGCGUUUCCACCCCUUCCUUGCCUUGUGCAUCCUGCCGCCUCACACUUCCAUGCUUAUAUAUUUAGCGACCAUACAAUAACCAUAUUCCUAUUGUAAAGGGAGCAGAGAUGAGGUCCAUAUGUCACCAUGUGGUUUUAAUUGUUCUGCUGGUCAUGAUCUUUUUUUAUUGUGGUAAAUGUGUAUGCUGUGCUCAGUUUAGAGGAAAACUGAGGUCAGGAACAGUGGGGGCAGAUAUUGUUCUCUCUGCUUCAUCGCUCGCUACUCUGCUUUCUUAGCAUCUUCUACUAGCUGUCCUCCUUACUGCUUCUGUUUUGCUCUUUUAUUCAGGGAUAUUUUUGCUUUGCUUGCAUGAGAGCAAAGCUGUUUUUGGACUUUUGUUCUUGCUCGAGUCCGGUAUGCAGCCAGUGUGCCCUGCACUUCUCCUUUCUUGUAGAGCCUUCAAAGCACUGUAUUUUGAGGAAAACUUCCUAUGUGAAUACUAGAACUUUUAUAAUUGGUUAGGUUCUUUAGAAUUUCCUCCAGCGAUUCUCCCUUCCCCUGUAUAAAUAUAUAACUUACAUCAGGUUCUCUCCCAAACUUCGAGGUCAUUGUUUAUUCAGCAGAAGACCCCACAUGAGCUGGAGAAGAGCCACUUUCCUUCUUGAAUAAUGUGGAUAGGUCAUCACUGAGUGCAGCUCAGGUUCUCUCUUUACUAGAGCCUGCAUCUAUUUAGCUUAUGUUCAUAAAGGAAUUCCAGAAAAUUUAGAGAUUACUGAAAAUUAGGGACCCUAAAUUCAAGGGGUAUAAAUGUUGCCCCUCUGGUAGGCAUUAUGACAUAACAGAAGGCUGGUAGCAAACUCCCCCCAGGCACUAGCCCGGCCUACAGGUUGGCCUUGCCAGCUUUCUGGACACCUUGCUGCCGUACGCCUGUGAAAACAGAUUUGGUUUUAACACUUUGGAUGGCAUGCGUAGGGGCACGUGUAGGUCAACUUAUUGUAAACUUGGGGCCAUUUAUAGCAUACCCAAGAGUGUGGGGAUGAUUCCAGAUGUACUUCUAGGGUUUGAAUCUAUUUGGGUAGAAGAGCCUAGGAUCCAGUUCAGUCUAGUAGAGGACUCUAAAGACAAAUUUAUAGUUGACUGAAUAGCUAAAACUUGGGCGGUGGUGCCGUGGCCUGGGCCAAGCCCUCUAGGCCUAAACUUGGUUCUCUACCAUGUCGAAGUUUUCUGGGAAGGCAUCCACUUUAGGCAGGAGUAAAAUGUGAAGAUGUUUUCCGAGGACCGGAUUUGGGGGGAUUGUUUCGGGCAGAAGACUGUAUUUAUGCUGGGCGAGCCCCAGAAACGUACAGGAAGCUAAAAUAACAUAGUCCUUAAAUUCUUCAUGGUAUAUUUGCUAAUUAACUUAACCUGGAUUGUUUUGACUGUGAUAAGUUUGAAUCUCUUUGCUAAAAACAUAGUACAAGCUCUAGGUGUCUUCUUCCCCUUGCAGCGAGUACAGAGGGCGGAAAUGGUGGCAAAGAUUGAGGAAGCUCCAUCUGACCAGCGCAGGUGCUGGUCUCUUGUCCAUUGUAUCUCUAAACUUCCUUUUCCUUGCUGGCACUCAUCCAUCCAGAUUUCUUUCUUCAUUCCCAACAUGGCUUUGCCAGCAAAGCCAAUGUGACAACUACCUAGAAGUAGUAAUGACUUCUGCAAAUGCAGGAGUCUUUCUCCUCCCAAUCUGUUCUCUUUUCUUCCCUCACAGACCUUCCCAUCUAUCCUAGAUUACGUUCUCCUCAUCCCCCAGAUGGUCUCUACUCUCCCUUCUAGUGUGGUAUGAUGGUACCAACCCCUUGAAUGUGAAUUGCAAUCCUUAUUGCCCACGUUAAAGAAGAGCCAGCUGGUAUAUUGUCAGGGAGCACUAUUUAAAAUGUGAAUUGUUACUGAACAAAUAAAUACUGUGUAUGGGAA
Artibeus jamaicensis (Jamaican fruit-eating bat) is the source of this 4460-nucleotide messenger RNA. It is a transcript of the gene FAM234B, whose product is annotated as family with sequence similarity 234 member B. The coding region runs from base 72 to 1943 and encodes 623 amino acids. The transcript is spliced from 13 exons. The record is from RefSeq and is a predicted model, not a curated record. Lineage: Eukaryota; Metazoa; Chordata; Mammalia; Chiroptera; Phyllostomidae.